AUAAUCGCAAUUGUUGUUGUAUAAGUAUUACGUUAAACAUAAGUAUAAUGUUACCGCACGAGGCGAAGAAGGUCAAGAUCGUCAAAAGUCCAGGCAACGGAGGACGCAAUUGUCAGAAAUUGCGGAUUCAGGAUCAUGGAAUCGCUGAGUUAUGUCGCGAUUAAAACAGCCAAUCAUGCCAGAGAAGCGGACGAGCAGAAGACAGAGCAACGGAAGAAAAACCUCCUGAUUCUAGUCCUGCACCAUCUGGUCCAGGAGGGCUACACUGAAGCGGCCAAGUCACUGGAACAGGAGAGUAACCUCAGCUUUAGCCGCUAUGAGGUGUGCGAUAAUGUGGACCUUGAAACAAUAUUAAUGGAAUAUGAAUCAUAUUAUUAUGUGAAGUUUCAGAAGUACCCCAAGGUGACAAAGAAGAUCAGUAGUGAUGGUAACUCUCCUCAAAAAGGCACCAAGAAAUUUGUCCGAAAUGGGAGCACCCCAACGUUGCCGCGGAUACCUCAGCCCCAAGCCCUUGACCCAAAUAGUGGGCCUGCCUCAGCACCUUCAUACUUGGGCAGGCGGCGGCCCAACUCCAGCUCAGCCACAGCCAACAGAAAGCCUGCUGUUGACCGCAGGCCCAGCCGAGAAAUCAAACAGGCCUCUCAAGUAAAUGGAGUUGGAGACCCACUGUCAGACCUCUCUGUUUCUGGCUCGACGGUUGCCAACAAAUCCAGCGAGACUAACCUCUCAAAUGGCUCAGGAAAGUUGCCACCUAAGAAGGGUCCAAUCAUCGACAUGCGGGCCAUGUUGAACAAUGCUAUUAAAGGGGCUACACAAGACUAUGUAGGAGAUAGUGACCCUUCGGAUCGACUAUUAAAGCCCCUGGGGGGCUAUUCGGGCUACACACUAGAAUGGCGGGAGCUAGCACAGAGUAUCAGCAAGGACAUCUAUCUCCACAACCCCAACGUCAGAUGGGACGACAUCAUAGGUUUGGACAACGCCAAGAGAUUAGUCAAGGAGGCCGUGGUUUACCCAAUAAAGUAUCCCCAGCUAUUCACAGGGAUCCUGUCCCCCUGGAAGGGGCUCCUCCUCUACGGCCCGCCAGGCACCGGCAAAACUCUCCUGGCCAAGGCAGUAGCCACCGAGUGCAACACCACGUUCUUCAACAUCUCCGCCUCUAGUAUCGUCAGCAAGUGGAGGGGAGACUCAGAGAAGUUAGUCAGGGUACUGUUUGAAUUGGCACGGUUUCACGCUCCAUCAACGAUAUUUCUGGACGAGUUGGAAUCUGUCAUGAGCCAGCGUGGGUCAAUGCCGGGAGGAGAGCACGAGGGCAGCAGACGCAUGAAGACAGAACUCUUAGUACAGAUGGACGGCCUGUCCAAGUCAGACGAUCUAGUCUUUCUACUAGCCGCUUCAAAUCUCCCCUGGGAAUUGGACCAUGCCAUGCUGCGACGAUUGGAGAAGAGAAUCCUUGUGGAUCUACCCGUCUUAGAGGCACGGAGAAAAAUGAUCGAGUUCCACUUACCAGAAGUGAUUAACCCCGACUGUGCCCUUGAAAUCAAGACCGACAUUGACUACGAAUACCUAGCACAGUUAACAGAAGGCUACUCUGGGUCUGAUCUAAGACUGGUGUGCAAAGAGGCUGCCAUGAGACCGGUCCGAAAGAUCUUUGAUAUCCUGGAGUCUAGCACCAUGGAUGAAAAGGUUCCUGAUUUCAGCAUCGACCCCAUCACAACAGAUGACGUCAUUUCUGCCCUAGCCCACACCAAGCCCUCGGCCAAACUUCUCAAGGACAAAUACAUCAAAUGGCAGAGAGAGUACGAGUCGGUUUAAAGGCAGGGCUAGGACUCAUGGCAACAUAUUCAUUUGGAGCUUUUUUCAGAGGAAGAAAGUUACUUUGACCUCUGAGGGUCUGGACACGGCAAAGAAGGCUGCUGUUGUGGUAAGAGACACUGUUGCAAAGAAACAGUGGCCUGCCGACAAGGUCAUCUCUGCUGGGUCACUGAUGAGGCAGAUGUUCGCAACCUUGCAGUCUACGAACCAGUACUGAGAAUGGAACCGAAGUCACCAAUUAAGAUUGGCACAUACCCCUAUCCUCUGCUUGCCUGCUGUCACUGCCUGGUGCAUGAAUCAGGACUCUACUGCAGCUGCCAGCUAUAUAUGAUGCCAUUCCGCGUAUUACUAUUCUCAAGGUACAAAAUUAACAUCCCCAACACCAAGCCACUUCAUAUAAUUGACUACUUGCAGCACUGGCCCUCUGCUGCAGUGGAUUCCAGCCAGUCACCUGAUCCCGGCAAACUUGGGUGACAAAUGGUUAAGACGUCUGCAUUAGUAAUCAGGAAGCUGUGGAUUUGAAUCCCACUUGAUUUUUUCGCACCCCUUGUACUAAAUUUUGCCCCUGAACAGUGCCACUCAAUUAUUGGUGCUGCCUGAGAGCUGAACCCCCCCCCAUAAAAAAAACCACCUUACAAGCUUGCUGUCACAAGCUCAAUGGUACAUGUGCACUAUUAAAAGUAUACAAUUCCUUAAAUUACUUGGAAGGAGGUAACAUAACCUUCUUUUUUAGGACCCGCAUACCUCCUCAGCAAUCAGCGAUAUUUUUUGGUGGCCACUUACAUGUACCUCAGCAUACCCACGAGGUAUUUACUUAAAUUAAGAAGAUUUUACUUUAUGGGGAAUUCCUAAAGCCCUCCCCCGCCCUGAAACACUUUCUCCACACCUGAGGCUCAAGAACCUAGUCUUUUACUACUCUUAUUUAAUCAAACCUUGGGUGAAAUUCAUUUUAUUGCUUUGUUUACAUGUAAGAAACUUGACAUCCCCGAAGUGACUUUUCAUAUCAUGUACUCACAUUUUGGAAGCAAAAAGACAAGGCACAGAUGUGGAAUAAACAAUGUUUAUUAAACAAAACUAAACUGGCCAAACUACAAUUGCAUCAGUGUAACAACUUGCAAUAAAAGUAAUCAGAUAUAUCAGAUUGUAUAGUUAUUUCUAUAAUAAACUUUGUACAACAAAAAAAAUUGUAGAUUAGAAACAAAUUUCAUCAAUUUCUUUCUGAAGUAACCUCAAUAGCUGGUCUCCUGUUCAAAACUAUAAAGAACAUGUAAAAUGACUUAUAAGUCUAUUUCAUUUUUAUUGUGUAUAAGAACCAAUGUUGAUUGAUGCCAAAGGAUGACGGAUGCAGGAGGUACUGUAUGCUUUUUUGGUUUUACGUUUCCUUUUUUACAAAAUUGAUGUCAAUUUCCCGGUCUUUGGAUGCAUUCUGUGCAAUUUCAGCUGUAUUCCCUUGCUUAAAUCCCACAUUUUAUCUAUUUUUGUAGGCACAUGUAUAUUGUAGUUAUUGUAAGAUUUCACUGUAAAUACUGAUGGAAUGUCAUGUGCAACAUUUGCACCCUUGCCUGCACAGCGAUGGAUGUAUACCAUGUAUAUCUGCAUAUAUAAAGUGUACUAUUUACAAUGCAUACGUGUAUAUUGUUUGAAAAAUUUCAACUAUGAAAGCAACAUUAGCUUUAUUGACAAGUGAUGGAUUUGUUUUGGACUGGGGUGAUUUGGUUUUUGAGUUUUUCUGUAUGCCUUGGAAUGCAGGUUUUAAGAAGUUGCACUGUUUGAUAUGAAUAACACCCCCACUUCAUAACUGGUUUGAUUUUAAAGCAUACUGCUCAUGUGAAAGCACACUCUGCAGUGUAUCUAAUAUGUUACUUGACAUUUUGUUUGGCAUCAUCAGAAGGAUCAGUUUGAUAAAUCAAAUAGAACGCACACCAAAUCUGAACACAUGAUGGCAGCAUGCUUACAGGUCACUGCAUUUUUCUUUUCAUUGCACUGAUUAAUGCAAUAGCUGUCAUUCGAGUUACAGCAUGUAACUCGAUGCUGUGUGUAGAGACAUAACUUAGACGAAGAUGAGUCUUCAGGAAAUCAAAAAUUUUUUUGUACUUUUCUCCAUCGGUGUCACAUGGAGAGUACAUGUAUUUCCAGUUGCCAAGGUGUACCAGCAGAAAGGUUUCACACAAGACAUUAUGUUGUUGGGAAUAUAAUGGAAAGCGUGCAUGCAGGCAUGAAUAGGACACGCAUGUACAAUGGGGCAUUGGAAGGAUAGGUUUUCACAGACAGCCAAUAACAGGACGAGCCUUUUUUCAGAACUGUGAAGUGUUAUGCAAUCAUCACUUAAAGUUUGUCAGCAUGCUGGAAAUCGGGGU
Molecule: messenger RNA, 4169 nt
Organism: Acanthaster planci (crown-of-thorns starfish)
Lineage: Eukaryota; Metazoa; Echinodermata; Asteroidea; Valvatida; Acanthasteridae
Gene: katnal2
Product: katanin catalytic subunit A1 like 2
Molecular function (GO): ATP hydrolysis activity; ATP binding; protein binding
Source: RefSeq, a predicted model, not a curated record